AGUCAAGCUUGGAGGCUUCAAUUGAACUGAGGAAGAAGAAGAGAGAGGAGAGAGAAAAGGAACGGGAGGAGUGGGCUGAGGAGAGAAGGAAAGGGAAGGUUGAGGAUGAAGAUAAAGAGGAAAAGGACGAAGGGCAGAAGAAACGAAGUCGCAGCUCUGAACGCAGAUCACACGAUCGUAAAUCACAUGAUCGGAAACGAUCCCGAAGCCGUGAUCGUAAACGUUCUCGGAGCCGAGAUCGCCGACGUCGGUCCCGGAGCAAGGAUAGCCGAAGGAGGAGUAGGAGCAGGAGCAGAGACGGAAGACGGGGACGGAGAUAUUAGACCUGGGUCUCCUCCUAUUUACUAGAACACCCUGAGCUAUCUGAGUCCAUGUUUAAUCCCCCCCAAGUACUGCUCAACCAAGUUCAGGUGUUGUCCCAUACAAAUCUGUUUGUUCUUCAAAUUAUUUUGUUUUGAUUUCGCGUGUUUUUCUCAUGUGCGUUUUAAGUUUAAUAAAAUCUGGAAUCUGAGAUUAGAAUGCACUUUGAAAUUAUAACAGCUUUCGCAUAAUUUUCAUGUCGAUUUCUGUCUAGUUCAUUCUUGUUAAAUUUGUAAAUUUAAUCUGUCCAUAACGUUUAAAUGAUCAUUUUUUAAUGCAAAAAGUGAUUUGUAUAAAACAAACAAAAAAUAUUUUACUUUCCGCUUGUUUUCUUCGUUAAAAUAUACGAAAAGUUCUUUAAUGAGAUAUGUUGACGCAAUACGCAUACUAUAUAAUCUAACUGCGUAGGUUACUCCCAGUCCCGCUUCUUGUGACAGUUAAAGGGUUUAAACUGGUUUAAAGUAAGUUAAAUGCCAGGUAUUAGAUGUAUUUUUUACAGGGUUUUCUACCAAAAUACUUUCUUCUAACCUUGAGGUAAAACAAUUCUAAAUAACAACAUAACAGAGGUAACUUACGUUCAUCUUUGGUCUUUAAACACUAUUCUUCAUAUUGAGGUAUCAACCCCACCCCCUCCCCCUCCCCCUAGCUUGCAUUUGGACUCAACAUCGUUGAUUUCUAAGGUACUUUAAAUCAACUUAGGAAUAAUGAUGGUUAAAUCAUAUCUGUCGGCGGUUCAAGGUAUAAAUUAACCUGCAUAGUUGGUCAGAGGAAAGAACUUCUGAAUGGACGAAAUGAUCUAAACUUAUUUCUUUCAUUCUUUCAUUAUUUCUUUCUUAGUCGUUUCUUCCUCCCAUUAGGGUCUAAUUUGAAACCAUUUCUCUACCCUUCCUUAAACCUGGUUCAGCUGUUUUAAGGUACAUCCGUGUAUAGACGUGAAUAUCUCAAGGUUUCAGAUAGAAUGGGUUUACUUAGUAUACUCAAGAAGCUGAAGCAGAAGGAGAAGGAGAUGAGGAUUCUAAUGCUGGGUUUAGAUAAUGCUGGUAAAACAACAAUCCUCAAGAAGUUUAAUGGAGAGGAUAUUACAGAGAUUGCUCCAACACUAGGAUUCAAUAUUAAAACCCUUGAACACAGAGGAUUUCAGUUAAAUAUCUGGGAUGUUGGAGGACAGAAAUCUCUCCGAUCCUACUGGAGAAACUACUUCGAGUCUACUGAUGGUCUAAUCUGGGUUGUAGACUCAGCUGAUAAAAGAAGACUAGAGGACUGUAAGACGGAGCUGCAUAAGCUGCUGGAGGAGGAAAGACUGCUGGGAGCAACGCUGCUAGUAUUUGCAAACAAACAGGAUCUACCUGGAGCACUGGGAAUGGACGAAAUCCGCGAGGUUUUACAGUUGGAUCAGAUUACAACCCAUCACUGGAUGAUCCUGAACUGUAGUGCUAUAACCGGAGAAAAUCUUCUUCAGGGAGUGGACUGGAUAAUUGAUGAUAUUUCAGCCAGAAUUUUUACAAUGGACUGAAUUCUCUUCAACUAAUGUACAUUGUGAACUUUGUACACUGUACACUGUACACUGUACACGAAUUUAAUACACACUACACGCUAAGUGUACAGCAGCACUUCAGUAUGGUUUCUUGAUGUUUUAAUUCUAAACCUUCAUUCAAGAAUAUGUCAAACGCAAAAAUCGUUUCAGUCAUGCACCUUCAAGUUUAACCAAUAAAAACGUGCGUUUCAGUCAUGCACCUUCAAGUUUAACCA
Eurytemora carolleeae is the source of this 2109-nucleotide messenger RNA. RefSeq names its product ADP-ribosylation factor-like protein 2 (gene Arl2). The transcript has 8 exons. The record is from RefSeq and is a predicted model, not a curated record. Gene Ontology annotation, cellular component: microtubule cytoskeleton; cytoplasm; U2-type prespliceosome. Gene Ontology annotation, molecular function: GTP binding; mRNA binding; GTPase activity. Bases 1319 to 1873 code for a protein of 184 amino acids. Gene Ontology annotation, biological process: mRNA splice site recognition; protein folding. Lineage: Eukaryota; Metazoa; Arthropoda; Copepoda; Calanoida; Temoridae.